Molecule: messenger RNA, 912 nt
Organism: Didymodactylos carnosus
Lineage: Eukaryota; Metazoa; Rotifera; Eurotatoria; Philodinida; Philodinidae
Source: the annotation of a GenBank genome assembly
AUGGCCGCAGAACCUAUUUGGGAUGGUAACAAGGUGGAGAUGAUUAGCGAGAAGCUUGCAUCUGAUGUGUAUGCUUAUUACGCCAAAGACGCGAAGGAGCUGAAUGAAAAAGGUGGAGCCGCGGCUACCAGUGGUGGUUUGCUUAUUGGUACCAAAGGAGCUUUGCUGAUUGAGACCAUGCUCAACAAACGAUUACAUGAUCAAGUGCAAGCUCUCACUCAAAAAAUUACCAAGAAACCUAUUCUCUACGCUUUGAAUACGAGUGCUCAUGGUGAUCAUUGUUUUGGUAAUAUGUACCUAUCAAAAGAUACCAUAAUCAUUCAACAUAUCAACACUAAAACCUCUGUCUCAGAGCAUCUGAGUGAUGAUAAAGCAUUCAUGAUCAAAAAUUUUGGUGCGGGACGUGGCAUCGAAGAAAUCCAAGCUCGUACUGGGGAUGUCUUAGUAAAAUCGGAUGGAAGAAUUACAAUUGAUCUCGGUGGCAAACUGGUUGAAAUAAUUGAUUUCGGCUUCGCUCAAACUGGUGGCGAUCUUUUUGCAUGGGAUGCAGACUCAAAAGUAAUGUGGACUGGAAAUCCAAUAAUAGCAGCGAAGCCUGCAUUACCCUGGUUAUUGGAUGGACAUUUGAUUCAAACUCUGGAUACCUUAAGAAAAGUUUAUGCCUUUCUUCCUGCGGACGCACGGGUUAUCCCUGGGCAUGGUGUGGUCAUGAAGAAGGACGAUCUCAAGUGGCAUAUCGAUUAUCUUGCAGCAGUUGAGAAGAAUGUACAGGCGGCGAUUGACAAAGGCCUGAGUUUAGAAGAAACGGUGAAGGAAGUACCGAUGCCUGAGUUUAGUGGUUAUGUAGUGUUUGACUGGGUUCACUCAGGUAUGAAUGUGCCAGCAGCAUAUAAAGAUUUAAGUAAGAAUUGA